ACAUCAACAUGGUGUUCCGUGUCGCGGAACAGAUCCUGGGACGCAAAGACUCCCAGGAGAAUGGUACCUGCGCGACUGCGUUUGACCUCUAUGGCGCCACAGAGGAAGCAAUGCGAACGGCGGAUGUUAUGUCAUCGUUUAUGGACGCCCCACCACUGGCACGCGACGAUCUUAUAUUCUCCACGCAGGAAUCUCUGGACUUCAAAGAACUACUUCAGCUUACCGUACUUCGCAUCAUAGUGACUCAUGGAGGCAACACUUUCUCUCGCUUCCGCGCACAAGUCGACUCGUUCGGUCCACUUCUCGACACCCGCAUUCCCCUGCACCGUACCAACAUCUACCCUCUGCCGUCGAUGAAGAUUGACGAGUCUACUAUUGUCGGCAACGCGGAUGUGACCAAAGCUGUCCUGUCUGAGCUUGGCAAGGAUAUGAGCUCGCCGGAGUUUGGCAAGGUUGUACAAGUCAUCGCCGGUGAUCAGCUCUCUAUCGCACGGCUUCGUUCGCUGACAAGGAAUCGCUCUGGGCACGACAACUUCCCAAACUCUUUCCUAUGGGCUCUAGUCAUGCCUGGGAUUUUCCACUACAAGAUGGCUGCGACACAUGGUAUCAUGGAGCUCUUCUAUGGUCGCACCACGAGCCACCGCAACCCCGGCUCCCUCGCAUUCCAUAACACUGUGCUCGACCGUAAGCCAAUCACCUUGACCUCCCUUCCUCCAUUCCGGACCUGCCAAGACCUCAUCUUCGUCUCUCUGUACGCCCGUAUCCUCGUCUGUCUGGAGAUCGUCACUGGAAGGACUGACCUCGAUGAAUACGGCCAAACUGUCUCCUGGAGCCGACUCAAGGACGAUGUGGCUGAGAUAGUGCGGCGAUUCACCACUAGCCGGACUGUUGGCUCCCUGCGAACCUCCCGCGCAGCUGAGCUGCGAGCACAGCCGGACAAAACCACAGCCGAAGUUGACAAGGACAGCACCACUGCUCACCCAGAGACUGGGCCGCACCGCCUUUCUCAGGGAGACAUGGUCUUCGAGAAUGCAAUCCUUUUCAUGCGCGAUGCUCUCGUCCUCCGUGCCUUGACCGAUGCGGUCAAAACGGGCGUCUCAGGACGGCUUGUACUGCUUCUGAAGGCACUCGCACUCAUCUACCGGGGCUCGGGAAGGACAAAGUAUGCCCAAGAAGUGCUCUUCCUCGUCCACAAUCUAACUCAUGUCUGGCCAGAGGAGCUGCGGAAAAUCGUCCUGAACAACUGGCUCGUCAAUCCGACGGGACGGGAAUCCUCGUGGGUCGAAGUGGACCUACUGCAAGAGCACAUGAACUACUGGAUUAAGACCAUCUACAAAGCGCAUGGUUCGAACGCGUCGUGGGAAUGGCUGGCGAUGGUCUCGCCGUGCAUUGACAUCCUGCGCCGACUCUCCACCCAACUCAACGACUCACUGGGCGCAAAGCAAGGCUCGAAGCACACGAGUCCUAGCCUCGAGAGAGACAUCACCGUGUUGAUGCAAUCUCUGCGACAACAUCGUGUGUACGAACUCGAGCCUGGGCGCGAGAUCGACGAUGACAAGGCAGUGGUGCCCGACUCUUACACCUUGGGCCUGGAGCUACUGGAGGGCCCACUUGACGAGUUCAAUCGCAGCAUUGCGAAGCUGCAGGCGCGCUGUCGGAGCACACCUUUGGUAGGUGGCAGAUACCCCGGGACGAGCCCUACAGGUGAAUCAACCACACAGACGGAGAUCGAUCAGAAUGACGGUGAAGUAGAGAGUCGUGUUACCUCAACCAAUGCUAAAGAAGCCGUCGACGCGUCGGAAUCGGAUUCCGACGACGACGUUUCCGACGAUGAAGGUGAUGUUGAGGAUGACCAUCGGCCUCAGGCGAUGUUCUCGUUGGAUAUGGCAGGCGACGUGGCUCUCGAUCCAGACCUUCUAGACGACUUUGAAUUUGGUAUAUAGUGUACAAUUGUUUUUGUGCUAUGUACAGGCCAACUCUCGUGUC
This is a messenger RNA of Fomitopsis serialis, 1986 nucleotides long. RefSeq lists its product as uncharacterized. The record is from RefSeq and is a predicted model, not a curated record. Lineage: Eukaryota; Fungi; Basidiomycota; Agaricomycetes; Polyporales; Fomitopsidaceae. The coding region runs from base 9 to 1943 and encodes 644 amino acids. The transcript has 4 exons.